Messenger RNA from Cornus florida, 3738 nucleotides. RefSeq lists its product as uncharacterized. The transcript has 10 exons. Bases 1 to 3738 code for a protein of 1245 amino acids. The record is from RefSeq and is a predicted model, not a curated record. NCBI's taxonomy places the organism in Eukaryota, Viridiplantae, Streptophyta, Magnoliopsida, Cornales, Cornaceae.
AUGGCUGAUUCUGAUACUGAAACGCAGGCCUUUGAUUCUCAAUCUCCGUCCCUUUCAUCACCGUCAUCGUUAUUAUCAAUCGAUAUCACAAGAACAAUCUUAUGUAAGUUCUCAUCUGGCUCAAAAUCAGGCAAUAGACGCAAGGACAGGAUUGCUGAUGAGCAUCAAAAUACUGUACCAUUCCAUGAUACUGUUGAGCUUGAGAGUCCCUCAGCUGAAAUCCAAAUGAAGAAUUCUGAUGCUGAGACUGAGGUAAUGGAUGUUCCAGAUUGUGUUGAAAACAGGAGAACUGAGACGGUAGAUGCCUAUGAGAAAUUAGUGGUGCCUGACAGUGACGAUGAAGAAAUGCAUAGAAUUGAAGAGACGAAUGUCAUGGAAUUAUCUUCUAGUGGUUCCAAGAGAAGAGUUGGACGGGAUGCAUUAAACAUGGAGAAGAGGAAGCUCACUCCUUCUUGUGAGAACGGUUCUGUUGCCUCUGCUGGUAAACAAUGCUAUGCAGUAUACAUAAGAAGGGGGGUUGGUUCAGUUUAUGCACAUUCAGUAUCGGUCUCUGGUUUUGCUACACACUGUGUGACUGACAAUAGUAGUAGUAACGGACCUAAUUCUAUACAAGUUCAUACUCAUUAUGAGAAACGGCCUGUUGUAAAGGACAAUGACACAUCCAGAGUGGAAGAUCAAUUAACUGUUGAUGCAAAUAUAAAAGGUGUUCAGAACCAUGACAUAUGCAAGUGCAAUGGGAAAAUUAACAGCUUCAAGGAUGAGAACAAGAAUGGAGCUAUGGUUGAUGGGGAAAUGGUAUCUUCAUGUAAUCGCGAGGCAACAGAUGGAGGAAAAGAUGCUCCACUGCUUUCUCUUGAUCAGGAGCGCGCAAGGCUAAGCUAUAUUGAAUCUCAAGAAUCUGGCGAGUCAUCACGAGUCAAUGCACUUGACUUUGUGGAUCACUAUCUUUCAUCUAACGAUGUGAACUUGUUUGAAGAAGUUGCACUUAAGAGUAGUAAGAGGGAGAAAUCACCUCCUGUUUUAAGUGCCAAGGGGCCUCAACUUUUGGCCAGAAGAGCCAAUCUUGGGGCUGUAGUUGGGAAGUCGAGAACAUUUGAAUGGGAUGACAGCUAUAUUAAUGAUAAAGAGGGAUUAUCUUUAGGGGAAAAAAAGGAAUUGAUCUUAGAUUAUGAAGGCCGUGGGUCAAGAUCUGUCACCGUGCCACCGAGUGCUGGGAAUAAUAUGGAUGUCAAAAAACAGGAGAAUGUAGAUGUUCAAUGCAAAGAAAUGGGUUCAAUUAAUUCAGAUUCAAGGUUAAUGCUGCGUGAUUCAAAAGAGAUUAGUGAGGCAGUACAAACUUCUGAAAUAGAUCCUGAAAAGGAUUUUGUCAGGGAUUUGAAUGAGCAGUUUGAUGCAGAAUCAUCGGGGCGGCAGUUGGAAAUUGGUGGCACUGAAAUGGACAUACCAGACACAUUUGAUGUUGGUUUUAAUACUCAAUUGGCUGCUGAGGCUAUGGAAGCCUUAUUAUAUGCCCCCAUCCCAAGUCCCAACUGCAAUGCUGAUUAUGCUCAUCAAAAGCCAGACAUUACACUAAAACUUUCUUCAAAUGGUGCGACGAAGAGGAAAGCGGCAAACUGUUGUUCCUUUCCUAAGAUAUGUUCCGAUUCAGGAGUCACAGCAAGAAAAUCGCGAACAAAGAGGUCUGCCAACAAAUCAAAUGGGAAUAUCUCUAGUUUGAUUCAAGAACAUGCAAAAAACUUAAAAGUGUCUGAUCCUGAGUUAACAGUAGCAAGAAAAAUGAAGAAGGGUAAGUUGUUGACUGAAAAUCACUUAAAUUGUAGAAAACCAGCCAAUGCGAGGAAAAGCUUGCGUGGAAGAUCUAAGUCAAUUCACCAAGGAAAGAAAGAAGGAGCUCUGGUGAGCGACAACAUCAAAGUGGUUGGUAAAAAUAUCAGUUCAUCAAUAUCAGUUGAAGAUAACUUGCUUGGCAAAGGAUCUUCACGAGGGAAAUUUAGAAAAUUUUCACCCAUUUUUCACCGGACUAGGGAUUGGUCAUCUGUAAAAUCAUUGGAAAGGAUAGAGCAUCCAAUAAAUAGUGCUGGAGAAAGGACAAAUAAUGUUCUCAAGGUUGGUGUGCCUAUGAAAGGAAGAAAGAGGGCCAGUUUAAAUGCUGAUGUGUUCCAAGUGUUGGGUGUCAGAAAGGAAUGUCCCAGGUUAGGUUGCAAUACAUCAGUGGGAGCGACAAAUGGUAAAGUGAGUCAGCAAAGGCGUACAGAAAUAGAUGUAGAUGUAGCUGUUACUGCCAGUCACUUGAAAUUAGAUUCAUGGAGCUAUCCCAAAGGAAAAAGGAAAAGUAGGAAUCCGCCAGAUCAGUCAAGUGGAGCAAUCAGCCUGUGUGCAGAGUCAGUUUCUGGGGAAAAAAGCAACUACCAUUCUAUUGAAAGCAGUAAAAAUUCAGAAAGGAACUCCAAAACCACUUGUUUCAGCUUAGAAACCUUAGUGGUGAAGAAGAAAGCAAGGUCAUCAGUAUAUACUCGUCAUCAGUGUUCAUUAGAAAAGAAAUGUGGGGAAAGCAUUUUAAGGCAGAAUUUUGAUGAAUCAAAUACUGCAGAUGUUAUGAAUUGUGAUUAUGCUCCCAUGAAUAAUGAAAAAAUUCCUCGGGGUCCAGAUAGAGCCAAGACCUCAUUGCAAUCUGGCGAACUAGAUGAUGUGAAUUCCAUAUCGUUCGCUGAUGGUGUUAAGAAGAACAUUUUAUUAAAUGAGAAUGAUAAUAGAUCUCUAUCAUACUGUCCUAACCCAGUUACAGAAGUGUUAGACGAGGCAUCACCCAUUUUCAAGGGCGAUGAGGAUUACAAGCAACCAUCCAAGAAAAAAUUCUCAAGAUUACCGCUUUUGAAAGAGCUUACUAGAUUAGGGAUUGAGUCACUACCUAAUUUCGCAUCAAAAGAUUUGAGAAGACGAAGGAACAUGGCAAAUGUCCGUGUCUUGUUCAGCCAGAACUUGGAUGAUGAUAUAAUUAAGCAGCAGAAAAAGAUUUUGGCACGACUAGGCAUUUCGACUGCAUCAUGUUGUUCAGAUGCUACACAUUUCAUAACUGAUAGAUUUGUGCGGACAAAAAAUAUGUUGGAAGCCAUUGCUUUUGGUAGACCAGUGGUUACGCAUUUAUGGCUUGAGAGCUGUGGACAAGCUAGUUGUUUAAUUGAUGAGAAGAACUACAUCCUGAGGGAUGCCAAAAAGGAAAAGGAGAUUGGCUUUAGUAUGCCUAUUUCACUGGCUCGUGCAAGCCACCAUCCACUCCUGAAGGGUAGAAGAGUCUUUAUUACCCCAAAUGUAAAACCUGGUAAAGAAUUGAUUGGAUGCUUGGUUAAGGCAGUUCAUGGCCAGGUAUGUAGUUCGGCCAACGUCUUUGAAUCUAGGGAUUGUGAAAUGACCCUAGAUGAUCUCUUAAUUCUUUCUUGUGAACAAGAUUAUGCUAUGUGUGUGCCGUUCCUUGAGAAAGGAGCAGCAGUUUACAGUUCAGAGCUUCUACUAAAUGGUAUAGUGAUCCAGAAACUAGAAUUUGAGAGGUGCUUAAAAACAUUUCACAUACCCAUCUGUUUUGCACGCACUGAAGCUGGUAAGAACUUGACAUCACCUCUUCACAGAUCAUGUCAAGAAGAAAUGCUCUUAACAUACACCCGAGGAAAGAUGGUUUCAGUUUCUCCCUGUAGCAAGAUGCAGAUAGUUUUCCUUUUUGUUGCCGCAUUCCCGGUGGGCUGA